Messenger RNA from Rangifer tarandus platyrhynchus (Svalbard reindeer), 627 nucleotides. Lineage: Eukaryota; Metazoa; Chordata; Mammalia; Artiodactyla; Cervidae. The record is from the annotation of a GenBank genome assembly.
AUGGAUAAAUUCGUCAUUCGAACACCCAGAAUCCAGAAUAGUCCUCAGAAGAAAGAUCCUGGAGGAAAGAUUUACAAGCAGGCCACCAUUGAAUCUCUGAAGAGAGUUGUGGUUAUAGAAGACAUAAAAAGAUGGAAAACUAUGUUGGAGCUUCCUGAUCAAAGCAAAGAGAAUCUAGUUAAAGUCUUAAGAGAAUUAAAGAAGAAAAUACCUUCCAGAGAAGUGUUAAAGUCAACAAAGAUAGAUCAUGCUGUGAACAAGAUGCGUCAGCACUCAGAUUCAGAAGUGGCUUGUCUUGCCAGAGAAGUUUACACUGAGUGGAGAACUUUCAUAGAAAAACAUGUCAAUAGACCUUCCAUAGAAGUCCGAAGUGAUGCCAAAACUGAAUCAUUUAGGAAAAAUGCCCAGAAAUUACUCUCAGAAGCCUUGGAAUUAGAGAUGGAUCACCUACUGGUUGAAAAUAUUGAACGGGAAACGUUUCAUCUCUGCUCCCGCCUCAUUAAUGGGCCAUACCGGCGGACGGUGAGAGCCCUGGUCUUCACAUUAAAGCAUCGAGCUGAAAUCCGGGAGCAGGUGAAGAACGGCAUGCUGCCAGUCGGCACGUUUGUACAGACCCACAAAAAGUGA